AUGUCAUCAAUGGUAGACAAGGUUCGUCGAGGUGUAGCAAAAACAAUACAAGCAGCUUCUGAAGGAGAAGCAUUUGAUACCUUGCCAGAGUGCGAUAUUCUAGCGACAAGUGACCGAUUUGCUAUCAAAAUUCUGCCUUCUAAUGAGAAUCUACCUUCUGGAUCCAAUUUCACUCAAAUUAAAUUUGUUAUCAAAGAUAAGCGAGGUAUACGUCAAACUGUUUACAACGGUGAAAUGAUCGCUUCACAAGGAAUUGUAGUUAAAACUUUACGAGGACAUCCCGUAAUGGAAAUUCGGCUUCCAGAUAAUUCGCAAAAUUCUUUGGGCAAAAUUUUGCAUCCUGUUGGUUCAACUCUUUACAAAGUAGAGCAUUUGAAAACACAUUCGUUUGGUCAAGAAUUUGUUAUAUCAAAACUUGGAGAACCAUUUUUGAAUAUUGUAAAUACUCCGAUUACACAUGUAAUUAUAUCAUUCUUAUCUUAA
Messenger RNA from Thelazia callipaeda (thelaziosis nematode), 483 nucleotides. Lineage: Eukaryota; Metazoa; Nematoda; Chromadorea; Rhabditida; Thelaziidae. The record is from the annotation of a GenBank genome assembly.